This is a messenger RNA of Mercenaria mercenaria, 2214 nucleotides long. Its product is annotated as eukaryotic translation initiation factor 2 subunit 3-like. The record is from RefSeq and is a predicted model, not a curated record. Gene Ontology annotation, molecular function: tRNA binding; GTPase activity; GTP binding. Gene Ontology annotation, cellular component: eukaryotic translation initiation factor 2 complex; cytosol. Bases 104 to 1516 code for a protein of 470 amino acids. Gene Ontology annotation, biological process: positive regulation of translational fidelity; formation of translation preinitiation complex. The transcript has 13 exons. Lineage: Eukaryota; Metazoa; Mollusca; Bivalvia; Venerida; Veneridae.
GGAUAUUGAAUUCUGGGAAAUUUGUUGGUUCCUAGUUUUUUUGCAGCGAAUACUAUUUCUCGAAAAGCAAGCAAGUAUACAGGUCCUUGCAUCAGAAAGCAACAUGACGGCUGAAACAGAUCAGAUUCAGAAAAACCUCCAGCCUCAUUUAUCUAAACAAGAUCUUUCAACUCUGCGGGUUGAAGAUCUUACUCCACUCACACCAGAUGUAAUCAGUAGACAGGCAACAAUAAAUAUUGGUACCAUUGGGCAUGUAGCCCAUGGAAAGUCCACUUUAGUCAAAGCAAUAUCUGGUGUUCAGACUGUCCGAUUCAAGAAUGAGAAAGUAAGGAACAUUACAAUCAAACUGGGAUACGCAAAUGCAAAGAUUUAUAAGUGUGACAAUGAUAACUGUCCUCGACCGGGCUGUUACAGAUCAUGUUCAAGCUCCAAAGAAGACUCAUUUCCAUGCGACAGACAAGGUUGCUCAGGCAGAUUUAAACUAUUGAGACAUGUGUCAUUUGUUGACUGCCCUGGCCAUGACAUUCUUAUGGCUACCAUGUUAAACGGAGCCGCUGUUAUGGAUGCAGCAUUGUUGUUGAUAGCUGGCAAUGAAUCAUGUCCACAACCCCAGACCUCGGAACAUCUUGCUGCCGUUGAGAUUAUGAAGUUGAAACACAUCCUUAUUUUGCAAAAUAAAAUAGAUCUUGUGAAAGAAAGUCAGGCAAAAGAACAGUAUGAACAGAUAUUAGCAUUUGUUAAAGGUACGAUAGCAGAAGGUGCUCCGGUAAUUCCAAUAUCAGCUCAGUUGAAAUAUAAUAUAGAUGUAGUUUGUGAAUAUGUGACAAAGAAAAUUCCGGUGCCAGUACGAGACUUCACAUCAGAACCUCGACUUAUUGUUAUUAGAUCAUUUGAUGUGAACAAGCCUGGGUGCGAGGUAGAUGAGCUGAAGGGAGGUGUGGCUGGUGGUAGUAUUCUUAAAGGUGUUCUUAAGGUUGGUCAGGAGAUAGAGGUACGACCUGGAAUGGUAUCGAAAGAUCAGGAAGGCAAAUUGACGUGUAAACCAAUCAAAUCUAGAAUUGUAUCUUUAUUUGCUGAGCAGAACGAUCUUCAGUAUGCGGUACCAGGAGGCCUUAUAGGUGUGGGUACUAAGAUAGACCCGACACUGUGCAGAGCAGACAGAAUGGUUGGCCAGGUGCUUGGUGCUGUAGGUGCUCUCCCCGAUAUCUACACAGAAUUGACAAUAUCAUUCUUCUUGUUGAGACGAUUGCUCGGAGUGAAAACAGAGGGAGACAAACGGGGUGCAAAGGUUCAAAAAUUAACUAAGAACGAGAUUUUGAUGGUAAACAUUGGUUCUCUCUCAACUGGUGGUCGUGUCCUUGCUGUAAAAGCUGAUUUAGCCAAGAUAGGUCUUACCAAUGCUGUGUGUACAGAAAUAGGUGAAAAAAUUGCUCUCAGCCGACGUGUAGAGAAACACUGGAGAUUGAUUGGCUGGGGACAGAUCAGACAAGGUGUGAAAGUGACUCCUAUAGAUUAAAUACCUCCUGGUCAUCAGAACUUUAUUUAUGGCAAAAGAUGUUAAAUUUAUUCAGAAUAGAAAGAGCUUGAAAAUGCAACAUAUGAAAAUAAACCUGACAAAAAGACCUCUGCAAGCUUUAAGGAGUCUGCUUAUAAUUGUCAGUUAAAUAAGUUAUCCCGGCUUUGUGCCGAGGUGGCAUAACCUAAUCCUUUGCCAUGUGAAAACGUGAACAUGUGCACAGUUCAACUUUUAAAGUAGGUGUAACAAGUGCUAAAUAAAUGUCUGUAUAAAAUGGUUUCAAAAUUAGACACCUGAGGCUCUUGAUGAAAUAUUUAAUGAAAAUUGUAUUAAUUCAUAAACUGUCAGAGAAAAAAAACAUGGAUGUCAAUAUGUAUUAAUAGAUUGACUUGUGAAGAAGCGUACCUAAAAAUGCAUUAACAUUGAUAGAAAACGAGAGUGCAUGAGACUAUAUGUGAAUUGUAUGAAACUUUCCAUCUGGACUACUGUGGCAGUUACUAAAUCUUUGAAUGCAGCCAGACAGUUGUUACCUUGUAAAUGUGGAAAAAGUAUGAAAUUUUUGUAAUGCCGCUUAAUUUAUUCAGACCAUGCCGCAACUGUUUUUGUUGAUCUUAUUAACUCCUGCUUGAAAAAAGUACAUGUUUUGGGCAUUACAAAUGUAUACAUAGAAAUUUUGUAAUGAAAAUAUGUGAGUAAUA